Molecule: messenger RNA, 2457 nt
Organism: Conger conger (European conger)
Lineage: Eukaryota; Metazoa; Chordata; Actinopteri; Anguilliformes; Congridae
Product: protocadherin alpha-C2-like
Exons: 1
Coding region: 1-2457 (818 amino acids)
Biological process (GO): homophilic cell-cell adhesion
Cellular component (GO): plasma membrane
Molecular function (GO): calcium ion binding
Source: RefSeq, a predicted model, not a curated record
AUGGCAGUGCAUUGUUCAAGGUAUGUCUUGGUUUUAUUUGUAAUCUAUGCGACGUGGAAAAUUGCUUGGGCAGUCACUCGCUAUUCUAUCCCUGAAGAAAUGGAAGAGGGGUCCGUGGUUGCUAAUUUGGCUGGUGAUUUAGGACUUAGCGCAGGCAGUCUAGUUGAUCGUGAGCUAAAAUUAGACAUUUUGCAUAGUAGAAAAUAUUUUGGCUUUAACAAACAAACGGGAGAUCUGUAUAUUUUGGAAAAAAUAGAUCGGGAAUACCUUUGUCCAUCGAAGACAUCACCAUCGUGUUUUCUUACAAUGGAUGUAACCAUUGAAAAUCCGAUACGACUGUUUAAUAUCGAAUUUGAAAUUUUAGACAUUAAUGACCAUGCGCCUCAUUUUCGAAAAGAAAGCAUGCAUUUGGAUAUCUCGGAAUCUGCGUUACCAGGAGAGCGAUUCUCUUUAAACAAUGCAGUUGAUGCAGAUGUCGGUAGUAACUCCAUUAAAACAUACACGCUGACCGAGAGCGACAAUUUCAAUAUUGAGAUUCACACGGGGAGCGACGGGACUAAAUACGUAGAACUGGUUCUGAUAAAGGCUUUAGACAGAGAACAGCAGAGUGUACAUAAUUUAAUACUCACUGCUGUAGACGGCGGAGUCCCGGCCCGAUCCGGUACUACCAGCAUCAUUGUGCGCGUUUUGGACACGAAUGACAACGCCCCUCAGUUUGACCAGCAGGUUUAUACGGUUAAUAUGACGGAGAAUUCCCCGAUUGGAACACUUUUGUUGAAAUUAAAUGCUACGGACUUAGAUGAGGGCUCAAACGCAGAGAUCGUUUAUUCUUUUACGCUUUAUACGUCUGAGAAGACACAGGAAAUGUUUGUUUUAAAUUCAGAUACAGGAGAAAUAAAAGUGAAAGACAUUAUUGACUUUGAAGAAAUAAAAAUCCUGGAAAUGCAUAUUCAGGCUAAGGACAAAGGACAGCACCCACUGUCUGGACAGUGUACAGUAAUGGUGUAUGUGAAAGAUGUGAAUGAUAACCACCCCGAGAUCACUGUUAAGUCCCUUAGGAGCAGAGUGAAAGAGACGGUUCCUGUAGGCACAGUAAUAGCUCUCGUUGGAGUUAGUGACAGAGACUCAGGCGACAAUGGGAAGGUUGACCUCUCUAUUAGUGAGCAGUUGCCUUUUGUACUCAACAAGUCAUCAGAGAGAGAUUUCGAACUGGUUGUUUCAGAAUCGUUGGACCGUGAGGCAGUAUCAGAGUAUAACAUAAUUUUAACAGUGACGGACAGAGGGACGCCUCCUUUGUCAGAUAAUGAAACCAUCACGUUGGAACUCCUGGAUGUUAAUGACAAUGCGCCACAAUUCCCAAAGUCGUUCUACACCAUCCCAGUGAUGGAGAAUAACGCACCUGGUUCACUGUUGAGUUCAGUCACUGCGUUUGAUCCAGAUUUCAAUGAAAACCAGUAUUUAGUUUAUUUUAUUGUAGAAAGGGAAAUUGUGAACACUUCAAUGUCGAUGCUGUUUUCCAUUAACCCCGAGAACGGUGAUCUUUACGCACUAAAAACUUUUGACUACGAGAGAGAGAAAGAGUUCCUUUUCCACAUUGAAGCCAGAGACUCUGGUGCCCCUCCACUCAGCAGUAAUGUCACUGUCCACAUCAUUAUUCUGGAUCAGAACGACAACACCCCACUCAUAGUCUCUCCAUGGCGGGCGCACGGCUCUGUGGUUGAGGAAGUGAUCCCAAGAUCCACCGACAAAGGGCACUUGAUAGCCAAAGUGAUCGCCAUUGACUCGGACUCUGUGCAAAACUCCCGGGUCACGUAUCAGUUUCUACAGGUUCCAGACGCUACUCUAUUUAGCCUGGACCAGUACAAUGGGGAAAUCCGGACAAUGAGAAUGUUCAGCUACAGAGAUCCACGUCAUCAGCGGCUGGUGGUAAUUGCCAAGGACAAUGGAGAUCCUUCACUUUCUGCUACAGUUACCAUUAAGUUAUCAACGGUGGAGCACGUCAUUAAAGCGUUUUCUGAGACGUCUGAAGUUCCUUUGGAAUAUGACAUAUUUUCAGACUUAAACCUGUAUUUGUUGAUCGGUUUGGGCUCUGUGUCAUUUCUGCUAUUGAUGACAAUAUUGGUGACCAUCGUGCUGAAGUGUCAGAAACCAAAGCCCCCCAAAGCGACCCCUCCCUGCAGAAACAGCGUCGUUAGCCAGAGGAGCUCUACUGUCGCAGAUUCCACCCUGGUGUCCAACGAUGCGUACUGGUACAGCUUGUUUUUAGCGGAGACGAGGAAGGGAAAGGUGGUGGUUAGACAGCCUGUACCGAAGAGUGGUGGGUACAUCGUUUCCAGUAUUCCCAGGAGCACUGGCCUCACAGAGACUAGUGAGUCAGCUGCUUCUACUCUACAGGUAAGAUGCUACUUACUUAAUUAUAUUUUUAAAACGGAAAAAAUACUUAUUCACGUGGUUUAA